AUGUCUGAAUACAUCGAUUUCAGCAAGCCCAGUCUCUGGAUAUCUGCGGCCAGCAUUGCGUUCAACCCUACCUUUUGGAACAUUGCAGCUCAGCAAGAAUACCACAACAAAGUCAUUACAAAAAUCUUCGGUGGUAACUCGCGACUUGGUUGCUAUGCACUCGCUGUGACCAUCUUUUCGCUGGGUAUCUUCAGGGACUACCUCUACAAUGAAGCUCUUGCAGACCAACCCACACAUCCAGCACUCCUGUCUCCUGUAAUCAAGUACUCGGCAAUUCCGCUUUUCCUCACUGGAAAUGUCCUCGUCGUAACCUCCAUGUGGGCCCUUGGUGUCACUGGUACUUAUCUCGGAGACUACUUCGGAAUCCUCAUGGAUGAGCCUGUCACGACCUUCCCUUUCAGCGUCUCCAGCUCUCCCAUGUACCAUGGCUCUACCAUGUCUUUCUUGGCUACUGCAAUCUGGUAUGGCAAGCCAGCUGGUAUCUUCCUUUCUGGGCUGGUAGCAGUUGCCUAUUCGAUUGCAUGCAAGUGGGAGGACCCCUUCACGGCCAUGAUUUACCGCAAGAGGGACGAGGAGAGGUCCAGGGGAAAGAAGGGCCAGUAG
Messenger RNA from Bipolaris zeicola 26-R-13, 603 nucleotides. RefSeq lists its product as uncharacterized. Gene Ontology annotation, biological process: phosphatidylcholine biosynthetic process. Gene Ontology annotation, molecular function: S-adenosylmethionine-dependent methyltransferase activity. Bases 1 to 603 code for a protein of 200 amino acids. NCBI's taxonomy places the organism in Eukaryota, Fungi, Ascomycota, Dothideomycetes, Pleosporales, Pleosporaceae. The record is from RefSeq and is a predicted model, not a curated record. The transcript is spliced from 5 exons.